Antechinus flavipes (yellow-footed antechinus) is the source of this 5842-nucleotide messenger RNA. RefSeq names its product tudor domain containing 1 (gene TDRD1). The record is from RefSeq and is a predicted model, not a curated record. Bases 1 to 3588 code for a protein of 1195 amino acids. The transcript is spliced from 26 exons. NCBI's taxonomy places the organism in Eukaryota, Metazoa, Chordata, Mammalia, Dasyuromorphia, Dasyuridae.
AUGGAGUAUCAUAUGCCAAAAACCAGCAAGGAGGCCAAUGUCAGAAGUAUCUGUGAUUUUCAGCUUCAAUUUGAUAAGAUGUCAAGAAAUAACUCAGAUAUAUCUGCUUGCAAAGUGACAGAGCAAUUAAAUAUAGAGAGGAAUGAAAUCAAGCCUCCACAUGAACCUUUAAGAAGCCCUCGAUCAUAUCCCAACUUUAAGUUGAAAAGUCCAGAGCAUGGAAGUAAAACAGUGGGAAUUGCCAAAAAAAAUUUUUUGUUUUGUGAACAAACUAAACGAUAUUUUGCUAGUUGUGAAAAUAGUUCACCACCUUCCAACCCUAACUGUGUUAACAAAGAAGCAGUUGGAUCAAAAAUCGACAAGAAAGCAUCAACAGGAAACUCAGUAGCAACAUUAAAUAUUGGAAAUAAUUUACCAACCAAAGAACUGAAUACAAAGCUUAGUACUCAUUUGUCUCCUGCAAAACCAAAAAUGCUGCAGAAUUUGAGCGAGAAUCCUUUGUCUUUAAACUAUGAUUCUAAACUAUUUAACUCAUUAAUACCAUCACCUCGGUCAACUACUUGCCAUCGGUGUGGGCUGUAUGGUUCCCUAAGGUGUUCACAAUGCAAGCAAACAUACUAUUGCUGUGUAGCAUGCCAGAGAAGAGACUGGUCUGCACACAGCAUUGUGUGCAAACCUAUUAAACAAAAUUUCCCUAAACCUGAUGAUACUAAAUUAUCUUGUGAAACAAAGAAAAUGGAAGUAAAUAAAGAGGAUGAUUAUCAGCUUGGAAUCACCACAGAAAUAAUAGGAUGUACUAAGAAAAUAAUGUUUUCUGAUUUACAAAAUCUGCAGCUAAGAAAAACUAUGGAAAUAAAGGGUACAGUUACUGAAUUCAAGCAUCCAGGUGAAUUUUAUAUACAGAUCUGUUCUUCAGAAGUUUUAGAAUAUAUCAGAAAACUUUCUACAAGCUUGAAAGAAUCAUAUAUGAAUAUGAUGCCUCAAGAGGAAUAUAUUCCUAUUAAAGGGGAAAUCUGUGUGGCCAAAUACUCUGUGGAUCAGACCUGGAACAGAGUAAUAGUACAAGAUGUUGAUGUGCAGCAGAAGAAAGCACAAGUUUUAUAUAUUGAUUAUGGAAAUGGAGAAGUUAUUCCAAUAAGCCGAAUUCAGCAAUUAAACAAAAAUAUUGAACUCUUCCCCCCUUGUGCCAUAAAGUGCUUUGUUGCCAAUGUAAUCCCAGCAGAAGGAAGUUGGAAUAAUGAUUGUACCAAUGCUAUUAAACCCUUACUAGUCGAACAGUAUUGUUCUUUGAAGAUUCUUGAUAUAUUACAAGAAGAAAUUAUUUCUUUUGCUGUUGAUGUUUUGCUUCCUGGAUCUGGAAAACACUUAGACCAUGUACUUUUGGAAAUGGGAUAUGGUUUGAGACCCAAGGGACAAAAUUCCAAAAUGCAAAGUUCAGAUAAAAGUGAUUUUGAAGAUUCUGGGGAAAAAACAAGUAAAGAUAAAACAACAACUGAAUGUAAGAGUAAUCUGAUUCCAAAGGUGUUAUCCCUAAAUGUUGGAGAUGAAUUUUGUGGUGUUGUUGCCCAUAUUCAAACUCCAGAAGACUUCUUUUGUCAACAGCUACAAAGUGGCCGCCAGCUUGCUGAACUUCAGUUAUCUCUCAGUGAGUACUGUAAUAAAAUGUCUACCCAAUCUGACUUUUAUCCAGCCAUUGGCGAUAUCUGCUGUGCACAAUUUUCAGAGGAUAAUCAGUGGUAUCGUGCUUCAGUUCUGGCUUAUGCUUCUGAAGAGUCUGCUUUAGUUGGCUAUGUUGAUUAUGGAAAUUUUGAAAUCCUUAAAUUGAAUAGACUUUGUCCCAUGGCACCAAGAUUAUUGGAAUUACCAAUGCAGGCCAUAAAGUGUAUCUUGGCAGGAGUGAAGCCAUCAUCAGGAAUCUGGUCUCCAGAGGCAAUUUGUCUCAUGAAAAAAUUAAUACGAAAUAAGAUGAUUACAGUGAAAGUUGUAGACAAGAAGGAAAAUAGUUCUGUAGUGGAGCUUAUAGAUAAAUCAGUUAAACCUAGCAUCAGUGUUUCUAAAAUCCUCAUCGAAGCUGGAUUUGCUGUAGGAGAAGGCAAGAUAUUGACAACAGAUACAUCCAAUGAAUUAAGAGAAAUUAAUGCUCCCUUAACUGUAGAAGAAACAGCGAACACAUUUGAAUGGACUUGGGUUGAACUAGCUAUUAAUGAGACUGUAAAUGUUAUGGUUUGUAUGUUAUAUAAUCCUGGAGAAUUCUAUUGUCAUAUACUUAAAGAGGAUGCUUUAAGUGGAUUAAAUGAAGUGAAUAGGUCUCUAGCAGAAUAUUGUCAACAAAAAAUGCCCAAUGAGUUUAAACCUGAAAUUGGAGAGCCUUGUUGUGCUUAUUUUACAGGUGAUGGUAAUUGGUAUCGUGCUUUAGUGAAAGAAAUAUUACCAAAUGCAACUGUUAAAGUGCACUUUGUGGAUUAUGGAAACAUUGAAGAGGUUACUGUAGACAAACUUAGAAAGAUGUCCUCCAAGUUCUUAAAACUUCCAUUUCAAGGAAUCCGAUGCUGGCUAGUAGAUAUAAAACCUAGAAACAAGCAUUGGAGUAAAGAAGCUACAGCAAGAUUUCAGAUGUGUGUUGCAGGGAUAAAACUUAAGGCUAAAAUAGUGGAUCUCACAGACAAUGGUGCUGGCGUUGAACUCACUGAUCCUUCUACCGCUUAUCCCAAAAUUAUAAGUGAUAUACUUAUUGAUGAACAUUUGGUUUUAAAAGAUGAACCACCAUGUAAAGAUACACAAAAUAACAAACCUGUUGACUUACCAUUUGAUCCUGAUGUUCUUCAAGCUACCUCUUCUGAUCAGUGGAAGACAAUAGAAUUUCCAGUUGAUGAAAUCGUACCAGCUUGUAUACUAGAAAUUAUAAGUCCAAGCUUGUUUUAUGCAUUACCAAUUGAGAGUAGAGACCAAGAAAAAUUAAAUUUGAUGACAGUUAAAUUAACAGACCAUUGCAACUCUCAGAAAAAUAGAGCACUCUUUAAACCAAGAAUUGGAGAUGUGUGCUGUGCCAGAUUCACAAGUGACAAUUAUUGGUACCGUGCUAUCAUCCUGAAGAUCUCAGAAUCUGAGGUAAAAGUACUCUAUGCUGACUAUGGAAAUAUUGAAACUUUACCUUUUUCUCGGAUUCAGCCAAUCACUACCAGCUAUUUGGAACUUCCUUUUCAAAUAAUUAGGUGCUCAUUUGAAGGAAUAAUGGAAUUGGAAGGGGGAUGGUCUCCAUUAGUGCUAGAGCAAUUAAAGAAACUUAUGUUGAAUCAGAAUGUCAUGAUUUCAGUAAAAGGAAUCAUUAAGAAUGUCCAUGCAGUGUCUGUUGAAAAACGUUCUGAAAAUGGUACUAUUAACAUAGCUGAUAAGCUAGUGAUGGAAGGUCUGGCAAAGCACAUUGCAACUAAAAAUCAGAGUGUUUUGAAUAAAGGACAGACUAAUUGCUGCUGCAUAGAGUUAAGGAAACAAGUGGAAAAACAUGAACAGAUACUACUCUUCCUUUUAAAUAACCCAACAAAUCAAGAUAAAUUUACUGAAAUGAAAAAGUUGCUAAAAAUAAAAUAAUUGACCAAACCAAGAGAGUGCUGUGGUGAUUAGAACACAAGUGGUACUGCAACCUGGCUGUCACCUCUCACAACUGGUGGAACUAUUACUGUGAAUAUAUGCACCAAUAUAAACUGUAUUUACUUUUGUUUAAUCAUGUGUAAAGGUGGAAACUUCUAUUGUAUAUCAAAUAUAAAGCCAUAGUAAUGGUAUAUUGGAAUUAUUUUCUAACUGCAUGGAAAAAUAUGUCAAAUUGUAUAAGCUACUUCACUUAGACAAACUGAUUUCUGUUCAGGUAUGCUUGUUUAUGUUCAAAAUAUGGAGGAAAAAUGAAUAAUUUGAGAACAGUAAUAAGUGAUCCUAUUAUAUUAAUGCAUACAUAAGAGCUGCAGAUUUCUGUUUUAUCAGAAAUGAAGUCAUUACAAGAAACAAACACAUUAAAGUGGGAAAUAAAAAUGGCUAGCAAUAAAAUGUAGUGGAAUAAAGCAGUAGAGGGGUCUAGAUUCAUUUAGGAGAGAAAAUUUAAAAUCCUUGUAUUCUGGGUUCUACUUUCCUUAACCUCUCUCCUUUUCCUUUCACGCAGUUCACUUCAGUCACCCUCCUUUUUCUUUCCCUGUGUGGUAAAAUGUCUAUGUGUCUCUUCCUCCCAGAACAUAAUAACCAUAUAAUGUAUCUUCCCUUACACUCUACUAGUACCACUCUCUCUCUCUAUCCUAUCUCUUCUAACUCCAAACUGACCUGUUUUUACUAUGGCAUUGGUAUACAACAUCUUUGCAUCAUUUUCCUCUUUUUCAAACCUGUAGCCAUUCCAUCAAUGGUAAGUAGAAUUUGAUUCUAAAUAGCAUUUACUAAGCUUUGAAAGAGUAAAGCAGUCGUCCUGAUAAGAGUAUAAUGAUUUCUUCAAAAUAGCCCAGUUGAGAGGAUUUUAAAAAUUUCCACGAAAACAAAGGCAUAUUAAGCAUGUUCUAAAUUCUUAUUCUGCCAGGGCAACUCAGUUUCCAGAAUUGUACUUUGUAUUUUCUCCUUAUAGCCCAUUACAAUUUUGGAAAAGUUCAAGUCGUGAAUUCAUAGUAAAAUCUAUUCAAAUUUGGGACUUAAAAGACUUUUCUCCUUGCUUAUCAUUAUUCUUCAACUCUUAUUAUGCAUUGAAUAUAUAUUUUUCUCUGACAAACAUUACUUUUCUCUUCUACUAAAUGUUAAAAUUCUGUCACUUUGUCUAGUUGUUCUUAUCUCUGCUCUCUAAAUAGACUUAUCCUGUCCUACUUAAAGAACUACCAUGUGCCAGUGUUUUUUUCAUUUCCUUUUCUUAUUUGAAAAUAGGCUGAAAACAGUGUUUUUUACUCAAUUGUGUUUACUAUUCAUACAAAUUCCAACUAAAAAUAUUUCCUGAAGCAUUAGUGAGGUAUAAAAACAAUUGAAAAUAUGGAAUCUCAAGUGAGGGCUUCUUGUAACAAAAAAAAGGGGGGGGAGUCUAUAAAAUGUGUAAAAGUUUUAAUAAAUUAGAAAUCUUUCCUUGUAAAAAAAUAUUGUGGUAGCUUAAAAGAUUUUAUUUUAUAGUUAGGUUCCUUACCUAAAAGAUUUUUGACUCUUCUUUAUAAAAAACAGAUUUAUUUACAUAAAAAUCUAAAGACUAUAAUUCCGUCUUCAUCUAUUUUUCCCCUAACAAGUUCAAAUCACAGGGAGAAAAUAUGAAAAAAAAUCUUUCAAAAGAAAGUUAACUUUGAAGUGGGUUGGCACCACAUGUAUUAAUAGCACAAAGUAGGUGUUAUUUCAAAUAAAGGUCAGAUCCCAUUAUGCCAACUUCAAAGGAAUACACAUCUUAACUCUGUUGUUGUACUGGAAUUUAGUUGUAUGGAAUAUUGCUUGAAAUAAGUGAAGUGGGGUAAUUACUUGUUAUCUUGCUGUUUUGUUAUAAUGGUUAUUUAUGACAGUUGACCUUUACCAGUAGAACUUUGGUUUAAGUUUUCUGUAAAAGAUCAUUUUUGAUCUUAGUAUUCAUUUUUCUGCAAAGAAUUUUUAAGAAGGGUGACAAAUGAUAGACAAGUUUGGCCUUCCUGCUUGCAUUUAUGCUCAUUCUACAUGCUUAUGUUUCAAGGGCUAUUGAAUCCAGUGUUGUUGGAGUAAAUUGCUGUGUAAAUAACUAGUGCCUAUUAAUCAUUAUUUUGUUUUGACUUGUAAUUAUUUUUUUACUCCUUGAUUUUGAUGAUAGUUUUUGUUAACUUAAAAAAAAAAAAACCCUUUAAUUUACUUAGUGUCAUUAAAUGUUCUGCUGAUA